Molecule: messenger RNA, 1847 nt
Organism: Arabidopsis thaliana (thale cress)
Lineage: Eukaryota; Viridiplantae; Streptophyta; Magnoliopsida; Brassicales; Brassicaceae
Gene: ERF1-1
Product: eukaryotic release factor 1-1
Exons: 3
Coding region: 104-1414 (436 amino acids)
Biological process (GO): translational termination
Cellular component (GO): cytoplasm
Molecular function (GO): translation release factor activity
Source: RefSeq, marked reviewed
UCUUUCUCUGCCACAAAUUGUCUUCAUACAGUAAAGAAUAUAAUAAGUUGUCGAAGGCUUGAGCGUUGUUCCUUCUUCUUCAGGUUUUUGUUCUAUUGUUAAGAUGGGAGACAAAAACGAUGACGACAAGAACAUUGAGAUAUGGAAGAUUAAGAAGCUGAUCAAAUCACUUGAAGCUGCUAGGGGUAAUGGAACCAGCAUGAUCUCACUCAUCAUGCCUCCGCGUGAUCAGGUCUCUCGUGUUACCAAGAUGUUGGGUGAUGAGUAUGGAACCGCGUCAAACAUCAAGAGCAGAGUCAAUCGUCAAUCUGUUUUGGGGGCCAUAACUUCUGCUCAGCAAAGGUUGAAACUUUACAACAGGGUCCCUCCUAAUGGUCUUGUACUCUAUACUGGAACCAUUGUUAAUGAGGAUGGUAAGGAGAAGAAGGUUACUAUUGACUUUGAGCCUUUCAGACCCAUCAAUGCUUCUCUCUACCUUUGUGACAACAAGUUUCACACGGAAGCUUUGAAUGAAUUGUUGGAGUCUGAUGACAAGUUUGGUUUCAUUGUAAUGGAUGGAAACGGGACUCUCUUUGGAACUCUUAGUGGUAACACCCGUGAGGUACUUCACAAGUUCUCUGUUGAUCUUCCGAAGAAACACGGAAGAGGAGGACAGUCUGCUCUUCGUUUUGCCCGUCUCCGUAUGGAGAAGCGUCACAAUUAUGUUAGGAAGACUGCUGAGCUCGCCACACAGUACUACAUCAAUCCUGCUACAAGUCAGCCUAAUGUGUCUGGACUGAUUCUUGCUGGUUCAGCAGAUUUCAAGACUGAGUUGAGUCAGUCUGAUAUGUUUGAUCCCCGACUGGCUGCGAAGAUACUGAAUGUGGUGGAUGUAUCAUAUGGAGGAGAAAAUGGUUUUAAUCAAGCUAUUGAGCUGUCAGCUGAAAUCCUUGCGAAUGUGAAGUUUAUCCAAGAGAAGCGUCUGAUUGGGAAGUACUUUGAGGAGAUAAGCCAGGACACGGGGAAGUAUGUGUUUGGUGUGGAAGAUACGUUGAACGCUUUGGAGUCUGGUGCUAUUGAGACACUGAUUGUAUGGGAAAAUCUCGAUAUCAACAGAUAUGUGAUGAAGAACAGUGCGACUGGUGAAACUGUGAUCAAACACCUGAACAAGGAACAAGAAGCCAACACUGAGAACUUCAAAGUAGCCGACAGUGACUUGGCUUUGGACGUGGAGGAGAAGCUGUCGUUACUGGAGUGGCUUGCCAAUGAGUACAGGCGUUUUGGUUGUGCGUUAGAGUUUGUGACCAACAAGUCACAGGAAGGUUCUCAGUUUUGCAGAGGGUUUGGAGGAAUCGGAGGAAUACUUCGUUACCAGCUUGACAUGACUGCCUUUGAUUCCGAGGAUGGAGAAGCUCUUGAUGAUGAUUCGGAAUGACAAUCAAUCAAAUCCUCACCAUCGCUGGUUGGGGAAGAUGGCGCUCCGCCAUGCCUGAACCAGCUUGCGCGGGCUGUCGGGGUCGCGCUGAAGAAUUUGAAAAUAAAUUGAAGAAGCAUCUUUUGUGAAGGUGAUGAAUGAAGGAACAUGUGGAGAGUGAAGAAGCCUUGGCUUUGGUAGCGUUGUUGGUGCCUAGACAUUUAUGGAGUUUUAUUUUGAGUUGGUGUUUCUUUAAUAAUUUACUUUGGUCAGUUUUAUUUCAGAAUUGGAAUACUCUUGUCUGAGAGAAUUUGGGUUUUUAUUACAUGGAUGUCUUUAAAACCUUAAUUAAAUCCUAAAUUCUAUAAGUUCAAAGAAUUAAUCUAAAAUUCGGCAUUGGAAUUUCUUCAGUUAAAAAAAAGAGAAAAUUUAUAAUUAAACAUUUGGCAUGAAC